GCUGGACUGGAGACUGAAGUGACAGCAGAACAUGUGAGCUGGUCAUAGCUUUGUGCAGUAGCUAACGGCGGGGUAAUGGCGUCUUCAGUCAAUUAGAGGUAAACCCCUGGUUUGCCGUGAAUUGUUGCUAAACUCUCCCGUGUCCCACCUGUCCGGCCCGGAGAAGAAGCCGGAAAGAGAGGGGCUGCCGCCGGGCUGUUGCAUAGCACUGCUGCUGCUAGCUUAGCUAACGUCAGCUAACCCACUGCCAGCGGUAAACACUCGGGUCAAAAAAUGGCCUCGGUUUCGAUUCCUGCCUGCACCACUGCACUUUUACUGGACAUCGAGGGAACCACGACGCCAAUCACGUUUGUUAAGGACAUCCUGUUUCCUUAUAUCAGAGAGCAUCUUGAGGAUCAUCUGUCCACGCACUGGGAGGAAGAUGAGUGCAAACAAGACGUCCACCUGCUCAAGAAGCAGAUCGAAGAGGACAUGAGGCAGAACCGGGCGUGUCCCGUCCACACCGUGGACCAGACGGUCCACACGGACGAGGAGAAGGCCAUCAGGGAGGUGGUGGAGAGCGUGAUGUGGCAGAUGGCGGCGGACAGGAAGUCCACGGCGCUCAAGCAGCUGCAGGGCCACAUGUGGAGGGCGGCCUACACGUCUGGGAGAAUCAAAGGCGAGAUCUACCCCGACGUGGUGCCGUCCGUCAAAAAGUGGCGGGAAUGCGGCCUGAAGGUUUACAUCUACUCCUCUGGCAGCGUGGAGGCCCAGAAGCUCCUGUUCAGACACUCGGUGGAAGGAGACGUUUUAGACCUCUUCGACGGCCACUUCGACACCACGAUAGGAGCCAAAGUGGACUCAAAGAGCUACGAGAGGAUCGGCGAGCGGAUCGGCUGCCAGCCGGGAGAAAUCACCUUCCUCACCGACGUCAGCAGAGAGGCCAAAGCGGCGGAGGAAGCCGGGCUGAACGUCCUGCUGGUGGUCCGGCCCGGAAACAUGGAGCUGACGGACGAGGAGAGCGCUCACUACAACCUCAUUACCUCCUUUAGUCAAGUUCAGCUGACGGGGCGAGCUUAACGCUGACGCAGUCCGCUUCUCCUCUCCCAUCCCUGACUUUCUCUCUUUUUUUUUUUUUAUCUACUCUGGUGUUCUUGAUUUUGACUGUUGGCAGAAACUGGGACUUUUUAUUUUCUUUUGUUCACUGUAUGGCUAAUUAUGUAGCCUUGAAUUCCUUUUCUUGUAACAAUGAAAGCCUGCGCCCUGCAUGGUUUUGAAGCAAAAUUCUCUACCAGUCGCUUAGGUAGAUCUCUGCUUUGACUAGACCGUUCUAACACGAGAACGUUGCUCGUUAGGGUCACUCCACCUCCGUCUCAAGGGUCUUACGGCUUUCCAGCAGGGUUUAUUUCCACCAAUAGAAACCCCAAAACAUUAUGCUGCUACACGGCGGAGAUGAUGUUUGCAUUGUUGCUCUUUAAGCUGUGCAAUUCUUUUUUUUUAAACAAUGCUUUGAAUAUCUCUACGACUGUAUAACCCUGUUUGUUCUCCGACAAAUCUGUGACGCCUUCACAGAACAUCUGGAUUUCUCAGUCUCUCCGAGGAGAUGCUACGAAUGCAAAUUCAAUCGUCGCCCUUGCAAUUUUCACCAAUCAUUGCGACUUUUCUGCAAAUCGGACCAAUCUCUGACCAGUUUUCAGUUUCAUCCCUUUCUGACCAGCCACUGCAGCUCUCCACCUUAAGCUAAAAGACGAGUUAAGCCACAUGACUCUGUCAUAUCAAGCCUGUUGCUGCCUGUUUUGCAGCCGUUGCACGUCAGUCAAUCCCUUUUUUGUUUCUCUACAGUUUGCUGUUGCUUCCCACAUAUUUAAAGUAAAUUUUUAUUGCCGGUCAGUCAGAUAUUGAACGUUAGAAACAACACAGCAAUAGCAACAAUGACGUGAGUUUUUUU
Molecule: messenger RNA, 1927 nt
Organism: Poeciliopsis prolifica (blackstripe livebearer)
Lineage: Eukaryota; Metazoa; Chordata; Actinopteri; Cyprinodontiformes; Poeciliidae
Gene: enoph1
Product: enolase-phosphatase 1
Exons: 6
Coding region: 274-1059 (261 amino acids)
Molecular function (GO): acireductone synthase activity; magnesium ion binding
Source: RefSeq, a predicted model, not a curated record